Mytilus californianus (California mussel) is the source of this 6030-nucleotide messenger RNA. RefSeq names its product death domain-containing protein 1-like. The record is from RefSeq and is a predicted model, not a curated record. NCBI's taxonomy places the organism in Eukaryota, Metazoa, Mollusca, Bivalvia, Mytilida, Mytilidae. Bases 139 to 3144 code for a protein of 1001 amino acids. Gene Ontology annotation, biological process: signal transduction. The transcript is spliced from 13 exons. Gene Ontology annotation, molecular function: protein binding.
UGAAUGCGUCAGUUAUUGAAAAUCUGUGAUCGUUUCGGUAUUUAAUUCGUGUAUUGCCUUUCAGUAUAUGUCAAUACUUAACAGUUUAUUGUAACCGCUGCACAUACAAGAUAAAGGUACGAUAGCUGAUAUUUAAUCAUGCCUGGGGAAAGAAGACGAAAUGUUUCCAACAAUCAGCGACAUGCGCAUCCAGGAUCAAAAGUACCGUCAACUGCUCCAUCUCCUGUGAAGCGUACUGUUUCUGAAACUUCACAGAGAUCUCAAAGAAAUUACAGCAUCACAUCUCAGAAGCCUAAAAACAUGGACAAAACGAAACCGACACAUGUUGGACACGGGCGGACUAAAACUCAACCUCCUCCAGAGACCAAAAAAGUGGAGGAACCAGUGCCAGUCCAUGAACGAAAUGGAAACAAUAAUUCUGAAUUGGAAGUAGAAGUAGCAAUGGACGAUAAUACGGUCCAGGCAAAGGAGGCGAGUUCUUCUGAUAUGGAGAAUAACAACAGUGAAACGGUACAACAGAAAGAAGAUGAUGACAAGAAAUCAGAAUCGGACGAAAAAUGGGCUGAAAAAGCUCCGGAAGAAUACAAUAUCAAAUCUUUUAACGAUAAGAUUUUAGAGUACAGCGAAGUAUUCGAAACAGAUAAGUUUAAUAAUGUAAAUGAGGACUUCCCAGUUGAGGACCUAAUCUCCUUUGUCAACGUCAUUUCCGGAACCAUUGACGAGUUUAAACAACAGUCCCAGGACAGCCAGCGACAGCUGGAGGAACUGUGUUCUAAAAUGAAGCAUGUGAAGGAGAACAUCCAUUAUAGUAUUACAAAGAGACAGAUGGAACUUUCACCAGAGGAAGAAAUUCAAAGCAUUGAACAGAGAGAGCUAACGGAAAAACUCGCAAAAUUGAAUGCCGAAGUUGCCCGAGCGAACGCGGAAUUAUCCGAAGCUAUCCGACUAUCCGUAGAAACAGAACGUACUGCUACAGCAGCACAAGUCUACGCACAAAGAGCAAAAGACGAAGCGCAACAAAUUGAGGAAGAGAUCGAAUUAAAAAGGAAUCACGAAGCUAAGAAGAAAGUGGAAGAAGCAAGAAAAAUGGAGGAAGCUAUUCAAAAGCAAGAGGAAGAAGAGAGAAUGAUAGAACAAGCCAAACAGGACAAAGAAGCAGAAUGGAAAAGAAAGGAAUCAGGAUAUGUGGAGAAAAGUGCAGUUUGGGAAAAGUGGCCUACAUUUGAAAUUGUACUAGAAAAUGGCGACGUUGGUUGUGUAGUCCGCGCCAGUCCUGGCCACUUCUCUCCUGAUAAUGUCCAGUUAGAACCGGUUAGUCAGCUGAAUUGCAAUUUGACCUAUGGUCCACAAGAAGAGCUCGUCAGCAGUAUACUGCGGUUGUCACCGACUACUGAAAAUGACAAACUGGAUGUCCCUGUUUACAUAUGUGUACCUUUCACUUUAUCCCGAACAAGCGCACAUUCGAGGGAACCAUUCAUUAAAGCAGAAAUUAACGGAAGAUGGAGUGACCUUGAGACCAGAGAAGUUACGUUUGACCAUCAUAAGGAAGCGAAAUUUGCGCAAGCAGAGCUUAAAACCUUUGCGAAGUUUGCUGUAAUGACAAGACUGAAGAGAGAUUAUAUAACUUUUUCAAAAAGAACAGCUAAAAUUGCGUCAUCAUAUGAUCAGCGUGUUACACUAACUGUACCCAAAGAAACCUUUAAAUCAAGGGAACACGUUCUCCUACAGGUUCAGCCUGUUGAUUCUACCACCAUACAUGAACUGCAACAGAAGAAGCCAGAAUGUAAACACAUCCUCACGUCAAGUCCCAUCAUCAAAAUAGCAUGGGAAGGAGCCGACAUAGUCAAACCAAUAACUGUAACGAUCCCAUGCCCACCAAAUCCAGCAAAGGCAAGAAAGAUUGCCCAAAUGAGAAAAAUGAAAGAGGAUAAGAUGAAACAAGCUCGACCAGUCAUCGUUACGUAUGACGAAGAACAAGAGAAGAAGAGACUUCUAGAAGAAAAGAAGAAAAAGUACCAACAACAGCAAGAAGAAGCUAUGAAUGAAUUGGAAGAAAAGAAAGUUCAGACAAAGUGGUAUAUGGGAGAUUAUGCGCAUACAGAUGAUGAUGAGAACGAUCUACUUUAUCUUUUGACACAAUCAUCCAAUGGUAAAUGGACAGUUCUUGAGAACAUACAUAUUCAUCAGAUAAAGCUAGAUUUACUACAGUUUGAUAUGACAAAACCAUUAGAUAGUUUCAUGGUACUUCGUACCCGUAUGAACACACCAGACGAUACAGUCGCUCUCAUGGCCAAUGUAAUAUCAGAAUUCUUAUCACAGAGAUUUGCACAGGUUCUUGUUAAACAAAGGAGCGACGAUCCUUAUGACACACUUAUCAGUGUUGUUCCAGCAAACAAGGCACUUAAAACUUCCAAAGAAAUGGCGGCGAAAGGAUACAUUGAAGGUCCUGAUCCCAGUCCCGUUAUAAACCUCAAUGAAGGAGAUCACAUCGAGAUUGCAUUUAGAGGGAAUAUUUGUGACACUACUAACAGACCACCAUUAUUUGUGUACAAUUCAAAUAUUGUCUCGGAACUGGAAGUUUACCUUUCGGAAGUUGAUAAAUACUUACAAAAGAACUUCCGAGUGUAUCGCGGAAAGAUACAAAUUUAUCGAUGCUAUUGCGAUGUGAAGGACAAAAAAGCCAAACGACAAAUGUCUGUUGCAGAGGAUAUUGCGCAAUCUGCCAUUGCAGAAAAGAUCAAACAACACUUAUGUGAUAUUCCAAUAAAUAUUCCGAAGUACAAUUUGGAGUCAUCGCCAGUUCCAGUGAAAGCACCCGUUACCAUAGUAAACGAUUCUGAUCCAAUAAAUGAAAAUCUAAUGCGCUAUCUAGCUGUUGAAAUGGGAGAGGAAUGGCGUCGACUUGCUCAAAUACUGAAUGUAAGCCGUGCACGGAUGCAAGCAAUUUUAAGAAAUAUACAAAUCAGCGACGGAACGGAAGAAGAUGCACGAUAUGAGAUGUUGAUGAGCUGGUUGAAGAAAAUGCCAAAGGCAGUUGAUAAGGUAUCUACAUUAAAUGGUGCUUUGAUGAGAUGUGGUAGAGACGACUUAACGGAAGAAAUACAAAAACGUAACAAGGAGUUCCGAAUGCAACAUAUUCAUUGAGUGAUCAGUGUAAAAAAUAGACAUGGUAAACAUACAUUGAAUUUAUCUUCACGUGAUAUUGCAAUAGGAUCAACCCGCACAUGAUAUUGCAAUAGGAUUAACCCGCACGUGAUAUUGCAAUAGGAUUAACCCGCACGUGAUAUUUCAAUAGGAUUAACCCGGGCGUGAUAUAACAAUAGGGUGAAUCAUCACGUGAUAUCGCAAUAUUUACAAUAUGACUACUUUGCUUACACUAGCGUUUUUUUCUUGGGAACAUUAAAGUAACAGAGGUAUCACCUUGAGAGACUAGAAGUUGAAACAUGAGGUCUGGUUGUAGUUCAUUAGUAAUGAGUAUGUUAGAUAAGGACCUAAAAUGGACCCUAUUUUUAACUACAAUUUCAAAUAAGAAUUUAUUGACCAAAAUUACAAUGAUUCAUAGCUAAAGCAAAGACUAGAUAGGAAACAUGUCUUUUCGUUUAAAAUUCACGUGCUUGUGUUCUAUUCAUGACGUCACAAAUAGCACUCGUUUUGGUUUUUCUCGAAAAUUCAGUGAAAACGAGUAAAUUUCAAUUGAUUGUUUUGACAUAGAGCGCAUGCGUUGACAAAAAGAUCUUUUAAUAUAAUGUUUGCUAUAACAUUUUACAUAUUUAACUUGAAUAUCUAGUUUAUUGACUCGUGCUCUCUAUGUUCCCUAGGCCUGAAUCUGGUCGAAAUCUGGGAGAUUUUGUCAAAUUUCGCAAAAAUCUCUAUGUUUGGCCUAAUUUGGGAUGUAAAAAUUAACGUUUUAAAAUAAAAUUGACAAAAUAGUUCUAUUUAACUUUCUCACAUGUCUUUUCGUCAACUUAAAACGUUUUUUAUCUUGAAACAUUGAACUUUAUAAUCGGGGCCAAAUAUGGCUCAUACCGAACUUACUCCUUUGUCUUUGUAUGAGGCGAUUUCUUGAAAAAGAUACAGUUAUGAAACAGUCUUUCUAUAGAUUAUAAUGAUAAAAAUCAAAAUGUUUGACGGUGAAGUUGCUAUGAACCUUCAGUUUGUCCUUGCUAUUGUGAAAUAUUUUCUAUAAAAAUCGUAAAUUGUUUUUUUUUAUAGUUAUGAUUUAAAGUUAUAAUUAUAUAACAAUAUAACAGUUACUGUUAGAAAGUUUAGCAGAUUUAUGUAACUGCAUGUUAUUCACAGACUACAUGCUUUGGCUAUUUUAUUUGUAGAAAUGAGUGCAGUAUGAAUGAGUUUGUGCAAUAUAUAUUUAAAUGUGUGUGGACAAAACAUGCAUGUCUUUCAAAACAUUGAAUGAAAAUUAUGCCUAUGUAUUACUGUAAAUCAAUAUGAUUUUUUUAAUUUCAUGUUUCAGAGAAUUUGUAAACAAGCUAUUUACUCAGAAAAAGGUUAUCUUUUUUGGUAACCUGCAAUAAUAACCAUCUACAGUUUGUAGAAUUAUUCUGUUCAUUCUCUCUUUGGAACAAUGAUUACAGCAUUGUAUGAUAUUCAUUGGCGGAUCCAGUGGGUUGUUCCGGGGGUUGGAACCCCCGUUUUGUUCGAUUUUCAAAUUUUUUUCUAAAUGAUUUUUUUUUUCCUAAAUUUUUUAUAAUUAUGUGAACGUUCAUGGUGUUCCGGGGGUUGGCACUCCUUUUCGAAAAUGGCUGCAUCCACGUCAGUGAUAUUGAUCAAAGAUUUCUUAACUCGUAUGAUAUUUCAAAGCAUGUCUUCCCUUUAAACUUCUGAACAAUAGUUUCAUUUUUGUAGGAUAACCAUUCAUUUAGGUCAUGCUUACUCGUACAUUUACAUGCAAUAAUAAAUUAUUAUAUAGUUUUUUUAUAAAAAGAAAUGCUGUAAGUUAGCCCAACCGUGUCGAUCACUAUGACAUUUUUAGUCAUUUAGAAAAAAGUAGUUUUAAUGCAAUUGUUCUCUUGGAAGAAAACGGAAGUGACACAAAGGUCAUUAACUUGUUUUACCGCCUUUUACAAGUACAUUUAAAGUUUAUUCGAAAAGGAAAAGAAGAUAAGUAGGAAGCAUUCACAACCAUUAUAAGUCGACGACACCCCCAUGGCAAAACGCAAUACUAAGAAAAGACAAAUAAAGGCUAGCAAAUUAUUUUACAAAACAAAAGAUUGAGCACCAGGAACCCAACAAAAAAACCCGGAAGGGAACGCCAUGGCACCGGGAGGGUAACUAAAUCCUGUUCAACUAGUGGCAUUCAAAGUUAUAAAGUUGAUUAGCAGAUAUGUGAUAUUUAAAUGUGAUGUUAGAUUUACACGAUAUCUGUAUGUGAUGUUAAAUUUACACGAUAUCUUUAUGUGAUGUUAAAUUUACACGAUAUCAGUAUGUGAUGUUAAAUUUACACGAUAUCUUUAUGUGAUGUUAAAUUUACACGAUAUCUGUAUGUGAUGUUAAAUUUACACGAUAUCUUUAUGUGAUGUUAAACUUACACGAUAUCUUUAUGUGAUUUUACUGUGCACGACAUCGAAAAAAGAUGUUAACUUGAUACGAUAUCAAUUUGUGAUGUUAACUUUACAUGAUAUCGAUAUGUGAUGUGAACUUUACAUGAUAUCGAUAUGUGAUGUUAACUUUACAUGAUAUCGAUAUGUGAUGUUAACUUUACAUGAUAUCGUUAAGUGAUAUUAACUUUACAUGAUAUCAAUAUGUGAUGUUAAGUUUAUAUGAUAUCGAUAUGUGAUGUUAACUUUACAUGAUAUCGAUAUGUGAUAUUAACUUUACAUGAUAUCGUUAAGUGAUGUUAAAUUUACAUAUUAAGUAUGUUUAGUUUAUUCUACGCAUUUAUAUUAAGAUGUUAUAGUAUUUUGAUGUUUAAUGAAGGUCCACAACUUUUGUGAUUUUAAACAAAAUCCGUCCAUAUUUUGUCUUAUAUCAUGUAAUUUGUUAUAUGUUUAAAUAAACACAAAUACAUACAUA